GACCGUUAUUGGUAGAAAAAUUUUCUACACUUCUAAUUAAAAUUCUUUUAAUAUGUCACUGCCCCUGUAGGCCUUCUCACCUUCUGUUUUUAUGCCCCCCCUGGCUGUCAAUCAAAAUAUCACCUGAUUAUUUAAAACACGCGUUGGCUGACGAAAUCGAGAUGAAAUCCAACCGUACAAUUUCAAUACCUCGUAUUACUGUACGUCUAUGGACGGAUUACCUUCGGAAACUACCGGAACAGUUAUUCAAACAAAUAUUUUUGCUUUUCCUUUCAAAAUAUUACAAUUUUAAACCAACAUUGCGAACGAAAUAGUUUGAUUACACUAACCUAGAAUACCAGUUGCUAGGUUCGUGUAUAAAAUUGAGGAUAAACCUAAAAAAUUCUAAAAGGGGCAGUGUCAAAGGGCCUCAAAGCGCUGAUUGGCUAUCGAUUUUUGAGAUAUCCGUUGUUGAAUUUUUAAGAAUUUGCGGGUGUUUCAGGCUAAAGCGCGGGCAAAUGCGGAAUAAUUUCGAAUGUCUGUAGAGCGACUCAGGAAAGCCUCGAUCAUGUCAAGGAAGUAAGUUUCUACUUUUCUUACGGGCUUAAAAUGGCUCCAACUGGCAGAAAUAAUGCCUUAACUGAUGAUAAAAAGCGACAAAUAAGUGAUAUACCCGACUUAGAUUCGGCUAGUACGAGUAGUAGAGCCGAAUUCAACCGAAGUCCUAGCUAUAAUAUCCCUUUGGUGUGUCGAGCAGCGACUUCGGUAGCCAUUGCCACAAAAGAAAACGAUGAGAUAAAUGCUCUUGAAACUACAGACAUUCGAGCGAAACUCUACCCAGAUGUGUUGGAAGAUGGUAAGCGUACUAUUUUGAAGAAUUUUAUCAUUUAAUUUUAUUUUAUAAUCGUUUGAAUCUGGCUUUAAAUUUUGGGGAAGAAGCUUGCGCCAUUUUGAAUUCCGUUGUCGUUUAUAAUUGUAUGUUGUCUUUUGAAAACGUUUUUGAUCAAAUUAUUUGUACGGAAAAGCUUUUUUUAAAUGGUAUUUAAUUUGCAGUAGUAUUUAGACGCAAAAGUAUUGGCAUUUUGAACCCAUUUUGAGGGUUUUUUGUGUAAAAUGUGAGCCGAUUGUAUUUUGACUGCGACAUAUAAAGCGCAACCGCCAUACCUAAAUUUCGAUUAAAAAACUCGCUCUUUUCUUUAAGUAUUUAAGAAUAUAAACGGAGUGUUUAGUGAAUGGGUAUUUAAAUGUAACUAUAGUGUGGUUUUUGGAAGGGUAGAUGUACAAUUUUGUUCAAAUUAUAAUGACGCAAUGACUUUGUUUCGAAUCCGCGAAGCCAAACAUUAGAAUUCAAAAGUGUGGCAAUUAGUGAUUAAAUUAGAGACUAAAAUGUAGCAAUUUAGUAACGCUUUCAGCGUGAAAAUUCGCGCCUUUAUAGGUAAAAGUUAAUAUAAUUUUGUUUGUAUCAAUCAAUGUUAUCAAAUUGUCAGGAAUGACUGUUGAUAUAUAAAAGCCCGGUUUACACGAGCAAAUUUUAUUUGACAAAUUUCAUUUGAUCAAAUGCAUUUGAUCAAAAGCUAGCCAUGCUAUAGCUUUUCUUCAAAUGCAUUUGUACAUUUACACAAGCAAAAUAUCUUUGACAUAUGAAAUUUGUCAAAUAAAAUUUGCUCGUAUAAAUGGGGCUUAAUUUAAAGUAUCAAAGAUGUAGUUCCAUGAUUUUUGCUUUUUACUCAAAUGGAUUCACCAGUUCACUAUUUUGUAAAUCCAAAUCUUAUUAAUUAAAGAGUAUAAACAGCAUUUUCUUGCUGAGUUGAAUUUUCAAGCUUCGAAAAGGCAAAGUGUGGUUCUGACGUAUGACAUUUUUACAGCCAAUGCUUCCAGUCUGAGCUGUGUAAUUUCCUUUUGGAAUUUGGGGGGUGAAAAUUUUUAAAAUGUUUAAGCAAACAGCGAUUUUUAUUUGCAACUAGGCUGUUGCGGUAAUAUCGAUAUAGUCGAUAAAUACCAAAAUUUCAAGUACUGCUCUACAAAUUUUUGUGUUGAGAACUCUUCAAUCUACUAAUUAACUGCAAUAACAAAACAUUUGUUACAUAUAUAUCAACUAUGUAUAUUUAUUUUAAGGGACCCUGUUUGAUCUAUACCUGCCUAAUACAGACAUUGAAAGCCUUUGUGGGGUUGAUACAGCCUCCAAACGUUCCCAACCUGAGCCUAUCAACCAAAGCUCCACAACCAAAGGUCGGACAUGGAGAUCUACCGGCAAAGGAAAGAAAAGAAAGAAGAAAAAAGCUGCUGGCUCUAAGAAAAAGAUCCACAAAAAACAUAAGACAGAUGAUUCUAUGGCAUCUAUAAACGAAAGCAUGAAGGACAGUUUUACAGAUGUUGAGCAUUCAUUUGAGUUUGGUGGAGCCACCGCAAUCAUAAAUAACACGCAUGGGAUUGCAUACAAAAACUGUAAAAAGACCGCCGUUGGUGGUAAACAGAAAGCUGGAACGAAUGGUGCUUGUGUUACUACACAGCAGACUCCUAGCCCUCCCACUGGUAACAGUAAGGUGUGUUGUUCUCAUGUUCGAGCACACAGGGGUGGUGGUGGUGGUGGCGAUGAUGGAGAUGAUGGUGAGGGGAAGCCACCAAAAAAGCCUCCAGAGGUUGAGCAAUGCAGCAAUGCGGGCAAGCAGAAGCCCAAGAAGAAGAAGAAAACUUCCAGUGAAAUGGAUGUUGACCCUGUAUUGUCAAGUGCUAUGGACGUGAGUCGUGACAGCACACCUGAAGACACAAGUGACGUAGAGGUGGGUAUCCGAAAAAAAGCUUUGUUUGGUAUAAAAUUCCACAUCUUUUUAAUAGCAAAGCCUUUGAUCUGAAAGGCUGGAAUGUCAUCAUUGAAAAUAAUAAUACUAUUGGUCAAUUUAAAAUUCUUUGUUAUUAGUUAAUUUACCUACCAGUUUCAAAUGACUUUGUUUUACUUUAUGGUAGGUGGUAUCAGACCAACUGCAGGAGCAUACAAUCCAUGUCCAGCCUGAACAGGCUCAGCAACAAGAGUCUGUACUAACUCAGGAGCUUCUCAUGAUAUUAAAUGGUUGUAUUAACCAUUACAACUACUGUGGUAAAAGACCCUGUGUUAGAUGCCAUAGGGUAGGUAUUAAAAUCCUUCAGUAAAUUUGUGAAAAUAUUUGAACGUUACAAAAAGUCGAUGGCAAUCGUAUUUAAGUGUUGCAUAUUAUUGAGCAAGAAAAAUUGAACUACCGGUACAUCCCUCUCUAUGAUUAUUAUUUUAUUCCAAAAUAAACUUUUGCAGGUUGAAAUUUUGAUCCAACACCAUUUUGAAGAAACAAAUGGUACAUGUAGAUGUCACAAGUGCAAAGUGUGGUUGUGUGUGCUGAAAUAUCAUACUGAGAUCUGCAAACUUAAAGGUUGCAUUGUUUGUGAAAAGUAUGUACAUUUUACCACUUUUUUGCCUUAAAUUUGACACAAUAGCAUAAUUUUUACCAUACCAUUGUUUUCAUGGUUGAAAAAAAUUACUGUUUCAGAACAUGCUACUCCCCCCACUCCUGUAGAAAUGUUCUUACUUGGUCAUUCAUUAUUUUGCUUUCAGGGCCAAGGGCAUACCAAGCCCAGCUCCUGCAGCCCCUGUGAUUGUUCAUCAGACACCAAGUCUUGAUCCAGAUGAUUUGAUUGUUUGGAGGGUAUGUGACUUCACUGUCUAAUUAAUUGGGUUGUGCAUUUUAUCAAAUAAAAGAGUAUAAAAUAGUUUGAUGUUGCUGUUAACAUAGUGAUGGUGCAAACCUUUCACAGUUUUAGUGAACUUUUGAAAAAAAAAUAAUAUAGUACAUCGAAAAAUAUCCAAAUUUUCAAAAUACAUAUAUUUUGAGAACUUGGAUACCAGGAAAAAAUUCCAAUGUCAAACCCUACAGUAGAGUGGUUAAAAAGCCAACAUAUCACCGUACACCAUAUAUGGGUGCAUAACUCACUAUUGUGAUCACACCUUGACCACACCCACAACUGUUAUCAAUCAAUAUUUAUUUUGCUGAUUGCUCUAGAAUGAAAGUUUUCCACACAAUGUCACUCAUUUUAAAGAAGACAAACACUAUGCAUUCUUGGAUGUCAUUGGGGAAGGUGGCCAUGGAGCUGUCCACAAUGUGGAAAUAUCUGAUGAUGUGAAGAAAAAAUAUUUGAACUCAUCAUGUAGAGAUUUUGUUGCGAAAAAAGUGAGUAUUGAACUUGAUACCUUGCUGUUGGUUUUCAUUAUGGUAGAAGGUGGUGUUUCAUGCCUUGGCAUGAUAUAGAUAUUUUUAGCAGUAUCCAAGAGUGGUACAAUGCAAACUUUUGAAUCUGGUAUCCAAAUUUAAAGAUUAGUAUAUUCCAUGGGAAUUUUGCAUUGAACAGACAUGCAUACAUGCCAAGCCUCAAUCCUGUGAGAAUCCCUAUAUAUUUUCUAAGAAAGUUUCGAAGUUCAUAUUGUUUUCAAAAAUAGCAGCAUUGGCACAGUUUUUUCAAGAUAAAUCGUAUAGAUUUUAUGUAGAAAAGAAUUAUAUUAUUUUCUUCCUCUCAUAACUACAUUGAGCAAUAACACAAUACCGUCGCUUAAAAUUAACGAUGAACUGUUGCAGAUAAAACAUUGUCCAUUCUUAUGACAAAGUUCAAUGUUUGUGAUGGUUUUAAUUUGCUCAGCCAAUCAGCUUGGAGCUGGUGGGACAUGCAUGAUUGGCUGAUCAGAUUAAACCUGUCAAGUGCUCUUGACUAACAUUGAAGAUUCUCACACGAAUUAGCUUAUGUACAGCUGUAAAUGAAUCUCUUGUAGAAUGGCAGAAUUUACGGCUGUACACAGGCUACACACACAAAUAGGCAAUGUUUUCAUCAACAAUCGUUCAUCCAUAAUUGCAAGCGACGGUAGUACAAUAAUUAAAAUAGACCAUCUAUUGCGAACUCCUUGCCUUCAUUACACCCUUUCUAUAGUUAUGUCACACAUACUUUUUGGUCCUGGAGCCUCGCUCUCAUUAGUAAAUUAUGCAAUCACCAUUGGCUCACGAUGCAUGGGAGCGAGGCUCCCAGGCCAAAUGAUGUAAUUAAGGGUGUAUUACAGAACUACAACAUAUCAUGGAAAGAAUUAAAUCACUCUCUAGUAUGAUAGUGUGUAGUGAAACUCACAGUUACAUAUCUAUGGGCCAUUUGUCAGAUUGCAUUUACUGAAGCUGUGUCAAUAUGUUUAGACUGAUAAAGUAGAAGAUGACGAAAAAUAUGUCUUUGAACAGACAUCAAAUCAUCCAAAUUUUUUGGAGACCUACCUUGUUCUCCAGAAGAUGCAUCCGAAGUGCCAUUUUCGUAUCUUAAUGGAAAGAUGUGGUUAGUAUUUUCGGCUUAUCAUCUGCACAUGUUUUCAAUUUAUUACAGGACAGCUCAGUUAUAUUAGUUGUUGAAUGUAGGAUAGUUGGGUGAUAUUUCAAAAUCAUAUGAUUGGUGUCUAGGAAAUUAUCGUGAUAUUUGAUAAUAUUGCAAUGAAUGCAAUAAAAA
This is a messenger RNA of Paramuricea clavata, 5478 nucleotides long. The record is from the annotation of a GenBank genome assembly. Lineage: Eukaryota; Metazoa; Cnidaria; Anthozoa; Malacalcyonacea; Plexauridae.